UCUGUUAAAUUCUUAGUGAAGUUUUCGUGAUUUCCAGUGGCUGCUGUUGUUUGAGUUUGGUUUGGAGCAAACCUAAGGUAGCCGUGACAUUUCUGGGAUGGAAUCCAGAUGAGGAAGAAGAUAUAGAAGGAGAAGGAAAAAGAAGAGAAAAAAGGUGGGGAGAAAUAAAGGGAGGAGAGACCGAAGGGAAAGGGAGAAAUUGUCCCUUUUUUUCACAUUCACAUUCCUCUGUUUUCCCUCAGCCUGGAAAACAUAUUAAUCCCAGUGCUUUUAUGCCCGGAAACAAAGGGACUCAGCCAGACUUCAGGGAAAGGGUGAUAAGAAAGAUCUUGGAACUCCUCAGAGGGGAAGAUUCAGAAAUCUCUAGGAAUUCACUUUAAGGAAAAUCCCUGUGGCAGCAAAGGACCAACACACACAGACCCGAGAGAAACUGCAGACAAAUGGAGAUACAAACAGUCCCAAGGACAGCAACUUUCACCUCAUCCCACUGGACCAGAAGGUAAAAAGACGCAGCCAGAAAGAAAAGGAAUCAGCUCAGGCUGGGCUCCCUGGAGCUGCUUCACAAACACGAGCUGCAGCACAGCCCUUUUGUAUUGCUCACCCUCCACAAGGAGACAGAGGGCUGGAAGGAGCCGACUUCAUCUAGGAAACUGUCCUCGGGACCAGCCUGCGAGUUUCCUUGGAAAGCCUCUACACUCCAUCUCCAUGAACCACAAUUGGAUAACACAAUGAUGUGGAAAAUGGGACCCCGUUUCACCAUGCUGUUUGUCAUGUGGCUGGUGUGUGGAUCAGACUCUCAUUCCCCUGCCUUGGAGAGCGGCAGCCACACAGGGCGGAAAGUACCUUUGGCUUCUCCAAUCAGCAGUAGGUCAGCUCAGUAUCUGAGGCAUGCUGGGCAGUCUCGUGGAACUGAGAAAUCCGCUCAGGAAGAACCAAACCCUCAGCCUCUACAGAGGAGGAAGCGCAUACCUGUGUUGAGAUUAGCAUCCCCGACAGCAAGGCCAGCCUCCUCAGGUAUCAAUGGAGUCCCAGUCAGACCUGAGUCCAGACUGAUAGCUAGGAGUUCUCCGCGUGAGAUGGUCCGAGAUGAGGGGUCCUCGGCUCGGUCAAGAAUGUUGCGUUUCCCCUCUGGGUCCAGCUCUCCCAAUAUCCUGGCCAGCUUUGCAGGAAAGAACAGGGUGUGGGUCAUCUCAGCCCCGCAUGCCUCAGAAGGCUACUACCGCCUCAUGAUGAGCCUCCUGAAGGACGAUGUGUAUUGUGAGCUGGCUGAAAGGCACAUCCAACAGAUCGUGCUGUUCCACCAGGCAGGAGAGGAAGGGGGCAAGGUACGGAGGAUCACCAGUGAGGGCCAGAUCCUGGAGCAGCCUCUGGACCCCAAUCUCAUCCCAAAGCUGAUGAGCUUCCUGAAACUGGAGAAGGGCAAGUUUAGCAUGGUGCUGUUAAAGAAGACUCUGCAGGUGGAAGAGCGCUACCCUUACCCGGUCAGGCUGGAAGCCAUGUAUGAGGUCAUUGACCAGGGCCCCAUCCGCAGGAUCGAGAAGAUCAGGCAGAAGGGUUUUGUCCAAAAGUGUAAGACCUCGGGCUUAGAGGGUCAUGUGGUCCAGGAAGGGAACAAUGGCGGCAGAGGAGCAGGGAGCACAGGCCUGGGCAGUGAGAAGAGGAAAGAGGACCCAAGGAGAGCACAAGUCCACCCCACCAGAGAGCCUCAGAGAAAACUGGCCACCACCAAGGCAGCCACUCCCCAGCCUCCCCCAACUGCGAGACCCACCACCCUUCCUCCUGCUCCAGUCACAACAGCCACUCGGGCCACAUCCCGGGUGGUGACAGUAGCUGCAAGAUCUACAACCACGACGGCCUAUCCAGCCACCCAGAGGCCCUGGACAUCCCGGCUGAAUCCUUUCUCAGUCUCCCACAGACCCUCUGCAACAGCGGAGGUAACCACUGCCAGGGGCCCCACGGUCUCAGAGCAGCUCUAUCCUCGGAAGGAGCAACAGAGAGAGAAGCCACAGGCCACUAGGAGGCCCAGCAAAGCCACCAACUAUGGGAGUAUCACCACCAUGCCACCUACCACCCUCUGGGAGGCUAGCACAAGAGUUGUGGGCACCAGCCGUUUCCGAGACAACCGGACAGACAGACGAGAACAUGGCCCUCAGGACCCAAAUGUGGUGCCAGGUCCUCACAAGCCAGCCAAGGGGAAGCUGCCCAAAAAGAAGGACAAAAUUCUCAGCAAUGAGUAUGAAGCUAAGUACGACCUCGGCCGGCCCACCACCCCUCUUGGGGAGGAGGAGCUACAGGUGGACAACAUUCCCUCCCAGAAUGCCAAGGAGUCGAAAAAGCAUGAAAAGCUCGAGAAACCUGAGAAGGAGAAGAAAAAAAAAGGAAAGAGUGUGAAACCAGACAAGCUACUCAAGAGUGAAAAGCAAAUGAAGAAAGCUGAGAAAAAGAGCAAACAGGAGAAAGAAAAGAAUAAGAAGAAAAAGGGCAAGACAGAGCAGGAUGGCCAUCAGAAACCCACAGCCAAGCAUCUCACUCCAAACCCCAAGAAGUCAGUGACAGACCUGCUGGGAUCUUUCGAAGGCAAACGAAGACUCCUCCUGAUCACCACCCCCAAGGCUGAGAACAACAUGUACGUGCAGCAGCGGGAUGAGUAUCUGGAGAGCUUCUGCAAGAUGGCCACCAGGAGAAUCUCUGUAGUCACCAUCUUUGGUCCUGUCAACAACAGCACCAUGAAAAUUGACCACUUCCAGCUAGAUAAUGAGAAACCCAUGCGUGUGGUGGAUGAUGAGGACUUGGUAGACCAACAUCUCAUUGGCGAGCUGAGGAAAGAGUAUGGAAUGACCUAUAAUGACUUCUUCAUGGUGCUAACAGAUGUGGAUUUAAGAGUCAAGCAAUACUACGAAGUGCCAAUAGCAAUGAAAUCGGUGUUUGAUCUGAUUGAUACUUUCCAAUCCCGAAUCAAAGACAUGGAGAAGCAGAAGAAGGAGGGCAUUGCGUGCAAGGAGGACAAGAAGCAGUCCCUGGAGAAUUUCCUAUCCAGGUUCCGAUGGAGGAGGAGGUUGCUAGUGAUCUCUGCCCCUAAUGAUGAAGACUGGGCCUAUUCACAACAGCUCUCUGCCCUUAGCGGUCAGGCAUGCAACUUUGGUCUGCGUCAUAUUACCAUUCUGAAGCUUCUGGGUGUCGGAGAGGAAGUUGGAGGAGUUUUAGAACUGUUCCCUAUAAAUGGGAGCUCCACAGUUGAGAGGGAAGAUGUACCAGCCCACUUGGUCAAAGACAUUCGCAACUAUUUUCAAGUGAGCCCAGAGUACUUCUCCAUGCUUCUAGUUGGAAAAGAUGGAAAUGUUAAAUCUUGGUAUCCUUCUCCUAUGUGGUCGAUGGUCAUCGUGUAUGACUUAAUUGAUUCCAUGCAACUUCGGAGACAGGAAAUGGCCAUUCAGCAGUCACUGGGGAUGCGCUGCCCAGAAGAUGAGUAUGCAGGAUAUGGCUACCAUAGUUACCACCAAGGAUACCAGGAUGGCUACCAGGAUGACUAUCGUCAUCAUGAAAGUUACCAUCAUGGCUACCCUUACUGAACAGAAAUAUGUAACCCUAUUCCCUUCCAGUUUCCCCUUCAUCUGCUAACGCUGUGUGUGGCUAGCUGCAUAAGGAAAUUCCUCCAUACUCUACACUCCCUGCCUUUCUCUUCCAGUGUUCUUCCAAGAUUAAAGAAAUAGUAAGAUUUCCCUUAUUCAUGAGUUGUUAUUAAGACAUUUAAAAGAACUCUCUAACUUGAGAGAGAAAAAUCUGGUGCUAAAUAAUUUGUACUAAAAAAAGGCAGUAUCUCUCUUUUUUAUAAAAUAACUAUUAUUUGAUAUGAAAAUGUCUAUAAAGUGUUUACACAUAUUUUCCUCAUUUUAAUAUGACUUUGUAACUGAAAACUAUGUUAAAGAAAAUUAAAAAAUCAUAGUACAAAUGUUUUCAUAAAAUGUCUGGAUAGACACAGAAGACAACAAAUGGCUUAUUUUUUUUUCUUUUGAGACAGGGACUGUCUGUAUAGUUCUGACUGAUCUAGAACUCAUAUGUAGAUUAGGUUGGUCUUAAUCUCACAAGAUCCACCCACUUCUUCCUCCCGAAUGCUGGGAUUAAAGGAACGAGUAACCAUGUCUGGCUACAGAUGGCUUUUUAACACAUGAAAUCUCAGCCUAAAAAUAUUUACAACAGUUUUAUGCCACAUGAGGCUCUUUUAUUAAACCUGGUGACCCCUGAAUAGUGAUAUUGGUCAUCAACAAUAAACCAAUGUUGUUAUAAACAGGCAAUUUCUGAAUUCCUGUCAUACUCUGUGACAUUUAUGAUCUUUUCAGCUUUGGGGGUAAAAUGCUAAAUCCAGAGGUUUUGUAUUAAUGUUGAUUUUCUGGACAUGGCUGUUGCCUUUCUUGGCUCUGGUGUCCUUAGCCUAGGAGACAAAGGUGCCUGAUGGUCAGCAGAGUCACCUCUUGAAUUUGCCGAAAGGAGUGAGUACCAUGAAAGCAGAUGUAUUAAGGAAAAGUGAGAAAGAUUCCUGAGAAUGGGAAAGGUUCCAGGAGAUAGAAACUUGCUUUGACUUUAGGAAUCCUGUUAUGGCAAAACUGAAAACUGACUUUGAGAAAUAAAUUUUAUUAUUAAUAAACAGGUUGACCUGUGUGUAGGGGCUUUUAAAGGGGUUUUGGAAGAAACUAGACAAAGCUUGAGCAUAUUGUGACUGAGUCAAUAGGAGCUCAUAUACUCUGUUCAUGGUCCCCCUGUCUCAACCUGGGACAUGAUCGUGCACUGUUUCCCAAUCAGGUGAGUGUCAUGAGCUUCAGCCUGUUCAUUUUCUUUUGACUUUUGCUUGGCUUGACAUCCAUACACCUUGCCUAGGUGUGCCAGUUUCUAAGCAAACUAUGAUCAUUUUGUUCCUAGGUUUUGUAUCCACCUUGUAAUUUCCUAUGGACCCUUUCACUGCUUAUGAGAGCUAACCCCUACCACAGCUACAAAACGUGCCAUAGUUUUUCUCGGUACUUCAUAUACAGCUCUUUUGGCUUGCUUCUUGCUAUGGGGUGUCCGCGGAAAGAUGAAAGAGAACAUGGGUGGAUCCAGUUCUAGAAACAUGCCUAAAUUUGAGAAGACCAAGUUGGGAAUUACUGAAAGACUUGGCCCAUGCAAGAAAUGACUUGACAUAAGCCUGAAGGUGAGACUCUACUUCAUAUAAAUGAUUCAAAUAAUGUACACUAUUUUCUUUACAUUCUGCUAGAAUACAGAACACAAAACAGGAAACUUCUCCUUACAUAUAAACUCAGACAAGUAGAGAACAGUUACAAAGAUAGCCAACUGUCACAGUAGGUAUAGCGAUGGAAAUAAAGGGAAGGAAGUAGCAAGGGAGGAAAAAAGAGUAAUUGCAGCUUGGUAGUCAUCUUGAUGUUUACACUGUUUUUCCUUCAAUUUCCCCGUGACCUUAGUAGGUGUCUUCCAUUGGCUCCACCAUCACCACGGUCAGUGGUCAAUGGAGAUCCUCAUAGUAUAGGCACAACUUCUCUGGAAAUGUCAUCUUUCUCAGCUUUAAGAAGUUAUUUGGGUAAAUGCACCACAAUUUCUGUACCCAUUCCUCAGUUGUGGGACAUCUAAGUUGUUUCCUGAUCCUGGCUAUUAUGAAUAAAACUGCUAUGAAAACA
Molecule: messenger RNA, 5663 nt
Organism: Psammomys obesus (fat sand rat)
Lineage: Eukaryota; Metazoa; Chordata; Mammalia; Rodentia; Muridae
Gene: Ccdc80
Product: coiled-coil domain containing 80
Exons: 8
Coding region: 729-3569 (946 amino acids)
Source: RefSeq, a predicted model, not a curated record